Messenger RNA from Torulaspora globosa, 1962 nucleotides. RefSeq names its product Qdr3p (gene QDR3). Gene Ontology annotation, molecular function: polyamine transmembrane transporter activity. Lineage: Eukaryota; Fungi; Ascomycota; Saccharomycetes; Saccharomycetales; Saccharomycetaceae. Gene Ontology annotation, biological process: intracellular polyamine homeostasis; transmembrane transport. The transcript has a single exon. Bases 1 to 1962 code for a protein of 653 amino acids. The record is from RefSeq and is a predicted model, not a curated record.
AUGGUCUCAAGAGAUCCUUCUCGAGACUCUGACUCGCACAGCAUCGCUUCCGAUACUUCCGUCGCAGACAGUGAACCGAAGCCCCUUGUUGACAGAGACAGUUAUAGAAAUGAAGGUGAGAUUAAUAUCGUAAACUCAAGUGGUGGUGAUUUAGGGCGUCUCAAGGAUGAGCGAUAUGUUGUACCAAAGAAAGAACGCCGUGGCUUAUUAGCUCGCUUUACGCUAAUUCCGGAGUUUAAGGAUCCAAGAGAAUACCAGGCAUCGAUCAAAAAAUUGAUCGUUUUCAUCAUUGCAUUCUCAUCCGUGAUGGGUCCGAUGGCCACUUCCAUAGUGUUCCCUGCCAUUAACCCCAUUGUGAAAUCGCUGGACACAACCACUUUCAUGGUGAACGUGUCAGUGGGUGUUUAUUCUCUGAGUCUAGGAAUUUUCCCAAUUUGGUGGUCUUCUCUCUCUGAGCUGCAUGGAAGAAGAUCAGUCUAUGUGAUUUCAUUUGUGAUGCUUUUUGCGUUUUGCAUUGGCACUUCAUUGUCACCUAAUAUUGAAUCAUUUAUCGUUCUAAGAGUCCUAUGUGGUGCUGCAUCAGCUUCAGUCCAGUCUGUAGGAGCUGGGACAGUUUCUGACCUCUUUGAACCCGAAGAAAGAGGUAGGAAUCUCGGCAUCUACUAUAUGGGCGCGCUGAUGGCGCCUCUGGUGUCUCCCAUUAUUGCUAGUGGGCUACUGACUCGCUGGUCUUGGAGAUCCACACAGUGGUUUAUGGUUAUUUUGUCGGGUGUUAAUGUGCUUUUACUGGUAUUUCUUCUACCAGAGACUUUGAGGACGCAAGAUAGUAAGGCAGCAAUUGCAGCGAUUCUGCUUGAAAGGAGGAAGGAGAAUUUGAAUCGUUCUCCUUGUGAUUUAAAAAAUGCCGACAUGCAAUCGAACAAAGGUGACGUUCAUGGGCCGGCAGACUUGCAGAACAUUACAGGAAAUGGUGAAGAUGAAGGAGGCGAAAUCAAGCGGGUCCUAACAGCGGCUAGCAGCACAUACAAAUAUCGGCCUCCACCUGAUAACAACAUAGAUGUCGGUGCCCCCCAAAUUUCACGCAUACAGUCGCUGGACCCUCGAUGGGAAUCAAAAAUACGAGAGUAUGACCUAGAUAGGGCAAGAACGAACUUGCAAAAUGAGCUCGCAAGAAUAGAGACUGAAAAGUCUCGAGGGGCCGGUAAGCAAGGCGACGAGAGCAUGCAAAAGCAGUCCACAGAAAAGGGCCUGUUGAGUUUCUGCUACGUUUAUUUCAUAAAACCCAUGAAAUCAGUGUACUUUCUCAAGUAUCCACCAGUUCUGCUUGCAAUCAUCUUUUCAGCGAUCUCUUUCGCCAUCCUGUACUUCGUCAACAUGACCAUUGAAUACGAUUAUUCAAGACCGCCUUACAAUUUCAAGCCGCUCUUUGUUGGUCUUCUCUACAUCCCAAACUCUGUGACAUAUAUCAUCGCAUCGAUUUAUGGAGGAAGAUGGGUCGAUACGCUACUGAAGAAUUACAAGGCAAAGUACGGAAUACUGGCCCCGGAGGCCCGUAUCUCCUGGAAUUUGGUGACCGCAGUCGCCGUAUUCCCGGUCUCGCUUCUCAUAUUCGGAUGGUGUCUCGACAAAAAAUGCCAUUGGGUUGCUCCGCUAGUUGGGACAGCCUUGUUCGGAUUCGCUUCAAUGAUGACAAUUGGUGCCACCGUCUCGUACCUUGUUGACUCUCUGCCGGGCCGCGGUGCCACAGGUGUUGCAUUGAAUAACCUUAUUCGGCAGAUUCUCGCCGCAGUUGCUGUUUUCGUCACAGAACCAAUGCUUAAAGGCAUGGGAACUGGCUGGGCCUUCACAAUGCUGGCUUUCAUCAUUAUCGGCUCCAGCACUUUCCUUCUGGUGCUUAAAAGAUAUGGUGAUUACUGGAGACAAAACUACGACUUACAGAAGCUUUAUGAUCAGGUAGAAUGA